UUUUACAACCAAUUCACAAUUAGAGCAUCAAAUUAUUGGUUCAGAAAAUGAGCCACCACUAAAUCAUGAUAAUCAGAUUUUGAAGAAUGAAAUAAAUAGUUUACAAAAUGCAUUCAAUGAAGAAGAAUUGCAUGAAGAUCCUAUGCUAUUAUAUAUUGGUCUAACGUUUGAUGCAUGGGAAGAUAUCGAUAACUUUAUAGAAACAUAUGAAAAGCACAAAGGCUUUUCCUUUUGUAGAAGUAGGAAUGAUUGUCAUUCAGAUCGUUCAGGCAUCCGCCGCCAUAGCUAUGAAUAUUUCCAUGCAUAUAUACAUAAAGCCAAAAAGUCUAUUGAUAUUACUCAGCAGUGUGAAUGA
Molecule: messenger RNA, 355 nt
Organism: Cetraspora pellucida
Lineage: Eukaryota; Fungi; Glomeromycota; Glomeromycetes; Diversisporales; Gigasporaceae
Source: the annotation of a GenBank genome assembly